This is a messenger RNA of Bipolaris oryzae ATCC 44560, 834 nucleotides long. RefSeq lists its product as uncharacterized. The record is from RefSeq and is a predicted model, not a curated record. The transcript has a single exon. Gene Ontology annotation, molecular function: DNA binding; endonuclease activity. Lineage: Eukaryota; Fungi; Ascomycota; Dothideomycetes; Pleosporales; Pleosporaceae. Bases 1 to 834 code for a protein of 277 amino acids.
AUGAAUUUUAAAGUAAAUAGUAAAAGACUAUUUAACAAAAGUAUAGUAAAAAGAGGAUAUUCUACAAGUAGUUCUUCAAAUAGUACUAUAAUGUCUGAAAGACUAGAAACAAUUAUUAAUGAGUUAGGUUUAAACCUUGUGUAUUGCUAUGAAAAUUUAAAUUUAGAAGAAACUAGAAAACAAAUAUUAAAUGAUACAAGAGGUUUAAGUGGUGUAUAUAUGAUAAUUAAUAAAACAACUAAAGAUUAUUAUAUAGGUUCUGCCUCAACUGGUAGAUUUUAUGCUAGAUUCUGCAACCAUGUUAUUUAUUUUAGGGGUAGCAAAAUAGUUAAAUUAGCCAUUAAAAAGUAUGAUUUGAAAAAUUUUGCUUUUGUUGUAUUAGAUUUAUAUCCUAAUAUUGUUACCAAAGAAAAUAACCAUGAAUUGUUGCGUUUAGAAGAUAAAUACUUAAAAUUAUUAGUACCUAAUUACAAUAUUUUAACAGAAGCAGGUUCUAGUUUCGGAUAUAAACACACUGAAAUUGAUCGUCAAAAGAUGAAAGAUAUUUAUAGUGAUGCGAGACGGGAACAAAUAGGUAAAUUAAAUAAAGGUAAAAAUUUGUCUCAUGAAACAAUAGAAAGAAUUAGAGAAAAAGCUUUACUUAAACCUCCUAUGUCAGAUGAAACUAAGAAAAAGUGUAUAGUUAACACAAGACCUGUUGUGUUGUACAACUUAGAUAGAAUUAUUUACGGUCAAUAUACUACUAUUUUAGAAGCAGCUAAAGCUAUUAACUGUAAUGAAAAAACCAUUAGGAGAGCAUUACAGACAGAAAAGAAAUUGGUAAAAAGACAAUGA